AUGUUCAGCCAAAAAUAUAGUUAUCAUCAAGUAAAAUUAGAGACAGCCCGUGAAGAUAUAGAAACAGUUUUAUCAACAAGGACAAUAACUGACUGGUUUUCUUACUGUCGGGAGACAGUAAUUAUUUAUGAAUUAGAGCACCAAGAAGUUAACAGCAAGAUAGGUGGUCCAGGCAAAAUAGUGCAAUUAGAUGAAUCAAAAUUUGGCAAAAGAAAGUACAAUAAAGGGAGACAUAUUGAAGGCCACAGAGUCCACCUAAUGAGAGCCUAUGAUUGCCUACCUCAAUAUGGAUACAUACAUAAGAAAGUAAAUCACAGCGACCCUAUAAAUAAAUUUGUGGCACCAGACGAGACACACACACAAAAAAUAGAAAGUCACUGGCGAAAUUUAAAAGUGAUGUUCAGUAGGGAUGGUUACAAAGCAAACUUUACAGACUGGAUCAUUGAAUAUUCUUGGCGAAGAAAAAUAAAAAUAACACAAAAAGAUGUCUUCGAAGAGUUAAUUAAGGCUAUUCAAUAUGUUUAUAAAAUUGAUUAA
Molecule: messenger RNA, 537 nt
Organism: Parnassius mnemosyne (clouded apollo)
Lineage: Eukaryota; Metazoa; Arthropoda; Insecta; Lepidoptera; Papilionidae
Source: the annotation of a GenBank genome assembly